Messenger RNA from Trichechus manatus latirostris (Florida manatee), 765 nucleotides. Its product is annotated as olfactory receptor 10G9-like. Gene Ontology annotation, molecular function: olfactory receptor activity. The record is from RefSeq and is a predicted model, not a curated record. Gene Ontology annotation, biological process: G protein-coupled receptor signaling pathway. NCBI's taxonomy places the organism in Eukaryota, Metazoa, Chordata, Mammalia, Sirenia, Trichechidae. Gene Ontology annotation, cellular component: membrane.
AUGUCAAAUUUGAGCCUAAUAACAACUUUCAUUGACAUGUGGUUCUCCACUGUUUCUGUGCCCAAAAUGCUGACAACCUUCGUCUCCCCAAAGGGAAGGGCUAUCUCCUUUCACAGCUGCGGGGCCCAGCUCUAUUCCUUCCACUUCUUGGGCAGCACCGAGUGUUUCCUCUACACAGUCAUGUCCUAUGAUCGCUACCUGGCCAUCAGUUACCCGCUCAGGUACACCAGCAUGAUGAGUGGGAGAAGGUGUGCCCUCCUGGCCACCAGCACUUGGCUCAGUUUCUGUCUGCACUCUGCUGUCCAGAAUUUGACAUUUCGUUUGCCCUACUGUGGGCCCAACCAGAUCCAGCAUUACUUCUGCGAAGCGCCGCCCCUCCUCAAACUCCCCUGUGCAGACACGUCCGCCAAAGAGAUGGUCAUCUUCGUCAACAUUGUAGUAGUAGCCUCUGGCUGCUUCCUCCUGAUAGCGCUCUCCUACGUGUCCAUUGUCUGCUCCAUCCUGAAGAUUCGCACCGCGGAGUGGAGACACAGAGCCUUCCAGGCCUGUGCCUCCCACUGCAUCGUGGUCUUUUGUUUCUUUGUUCCCUGUGUUUUCAUUUACCUGAGGCCAGGCUCCAAGGAUGCUGUGGAUGGGGUUGUGGCAGUUUUCUACACGGUGCUGACACCCCUUGUGAAUCCUGUUGUGUACACCCUGAGGAAGAAGGAAGUGAAGAAAGCUCUGCUCAAGCUGAAAAGUGGGUCAGUAUUCACCCAGAGCAAAUAA